UUAUUCAUGUCUUUGUGAGCCGAACCCAAGCUAGGAUUUGGCUGCCAUGUUAAAUCAAGGCAUGUGAAUGUUGGAAGAAACUAAUGUCUUCGCAUGACUAGCAUAAACAUAAGAAACUGGGGAUUAAAAAGAUAGGAAAAGGCUGCAGACUUCUAUCAUUACCAUUACGGGUUUAAAUGAGAAUGAGCAGCAAAACAACAACAAGGAAACUCGUUUUGUCCGAAUUCAAGAUGGCUGGAGGCGAUCUCUGCCUCCCACUUCCUUAUGCAGUUUGAUCACCUGACGAGUUUGGCCCUGCCCUUUUUCUUUAGCUCUGUAGCAUAUCACGUGUUCUUUGGGUUGCCCUGUCUUGAGUGGCCACGUGGGUGCUUUGCGGAUGGGAAUUUUGUAUCCAACAUGUCUGAAAAGAAAUCCUCAGGAGGACAGCAGCUGUUGCUGAUCAUUGCUGUGGCCUUCACGCACUUAGCUGUCUGCCCGUUUACAAAAGUAGAAGAGAGUUUUAAUCUUCAAGCCAUCCACGACAUUGUGUACCACAAUCUGGACUUGGAAAAGUAUGAUCAUCAUGAAUUUCCUGGCGUUGUCCCAAGAUCGUUCCUUGGUCCAUGUUUUGUUGCUGUACUUUCCACCCCGGCCGUACAUGUGCUGUCUCUGUUGCAAAUGUCUAAGUUUUACUCCCAGCUGAUAGUCCGAGGAAGCCUGGGGUUGUGCGUGAUUUAUGCCUUGUGGCGGUUGCACAAAGAAGUGAGAAAGCAGUUUGGUUCUACUGUCUCCAUGAUUUUUUGUCUGAUAACUGCUACUCAGUUCCAUCUGAUGUUUUACUGCACCCGAACACUCCCCAAUGUGUUUGCACUUCCAAUUGUUUUACUGGCAGUUACAUCUUGGAUACAGCAAAAGCACCGUUCUUUUAUCUGGCUCUCGGCUUUCGCAAUUAUCAUCUUCAGAUCUGAGCUCUGUAUCUUCCUGGGUCUUAUGCUUCUGGUAACCCUAUUUAAUAAAAGGCUCUCGAUUGUGAAAAUGCUUUCCUAUGCUGUUCCUGCAGGGGCUUUUUGGUUAGGACUCACAGUAGCCUUGGAUUCUGUGUUUUGGAGGCAGCUUCUGUGGCCUGAGGGGAAAGUACUUUGGUAUAACACAGUUUUAAAUAAAAGUUCCAACUGGGGAACCUCUCCGUUCUUGUGGUAUUUUUAUUCGGCCUUGCCUCGUGCCCUUGGAUGUAGUAUUAUAUUUAUUCCACUAGGUGCAGUAGAGAAAAGGACCCGAGUAUUAAUUCUACCCACGCUUGGUUUUAUUUUCUUGUAUUCAUUUCUCCCACACAAAGAACUGCGGUUUAUUAUAUACACUUUUCCAAUCUUCAAUAUCGUGGCUGCCAAAGGCUGCUCACGAAUUCUGAACAAUUACAAGAAAUCUUGGCUAUAUAAGGUUGGAUCUCUUCUUGUUGUUGCACACCUUCUAGCUAACGCUGUUUACUCAGGAGUCUCGCUCUAUGUUUCACACUUCAAUUAUCCUGGAGGAGUUGCCAUGCAGAAACUACACCAGUUAGUGCCUCCAACAGCAGAUGUUUCCAUCCAUAUCGAUGCAGCUGCAGCACAGACUGGAGUGUCUCGAUUUUUAGAAGUCAAUGUGGAUUGGAAGUAUGACAAACGGGAAGACCUGAAACCGGGUGACCCGCUCAUGUUUUCAUACACGCAUAUACUUAUGGAGAUGGAACCUGUUCAGACGUUGCAUUAUAAGAAGACUCACAGAGUACUGGCACACAUACAUGGCACCAGUGGGAUUGGAUUGAAUUUUACUGCACUACCUCCCAUUACUUUAAACUUGAAAUCCAAACUAGUAUUGUUGGAAAAGCUUCCCACAUCUUCCAGAACAUAAUUGUUUAACAGCCUUCAAGUACGCUUGUUGGUGAAAUGUUGUUGCACUAAUUCAAAACCAGAAUGCUGUGUCUGUGGAAGAGCAAGAGAACCCUGUCCCCCCCCCUUUUUUUUUGUAUGAGAGGAUUGCUUGCAUACAAAUACAUGCACAUAGUACCAGCUGUAGAUAUUUCCAUGCAAUUAAAAGUCUGCUAAAAAAAACCUCAUGCCAACAGUUGGGUAUCAUGUGUUUCACAAAGAUGUAAUGUACUGUUUAAAGUUAUGUAGUAAGAGACAUCUAGCAAAUUUGAAAUGAUUUUAUGUAAUUCAAUGCAUGUGUAUGUGAGAGAGAUUGAAGGGGUUACUACUGUGUUUCCCCCACUGAUGACUAGGUAAAACUUAUUGUUACGGUUUACAGCAUGUAAAAUUUAAAUUCAUUCUGGGAUUCUUCAUGCAAUCUGAUUGGCUUCACACUGUGGGAAAGUAGGAUUGCAGCUACCCAUCAAAAGUGCUUAUUCUUCUGGGUAUAGACAUGUAGAGUUGUCACUUUUGAACAGCAUCUAUGUGCAAGAAAUACAACAAGAGGCCCAAACUACAUCAUAUACCUUGUAUAACAAAAUUUGGGAGUUGAAAGGCACUAUUCAAACAUGAGAGCCACAUGUGUACAUGUGGUGGGCCUGAAUACAGGACUGUUGAGUUCUGCGUGGACGCAAGCCCUGUGUCCCACUGCUGGCAUGAUUUUUGAACCGGGUCACAGGUCAAGAAUGAUUUGGCCUUGAUAAUGUUUUAAGCAUUGUAAUCCAUUUUAGGAGUUCUGGCUGCAGAAUGCAAAGCCUCUUUAAUUGGGCUGAUCUUUUAAUAAAUAUUUUCUUAUUUUAA
Rhineura floridana is the source of this 2723-nucleotide messenger RNA. RefSeq names its product ALG12 alpha-1,6-mannosyltransferase (gene ALG12). Gene Ontology annotation, molecular function: alpha-1,6-mannosyltransferase activity. The coding region runs from base 265 to 1866 and encodes 533 amino acids. The transcript is spliced from 10 exons. NCBI's taxonomy places the organism in Eukaryota, Metazoa, Chordata, Lepidosauria, Squamata, Rhineuridae. The record is from RefSeq and is a predicted model, not a curated record. Gene Ontology annotation, biological process: protein N-linked glycosylation. Gene Ontology annotation, cellular component: endoplasmic reticulum membrane.